CCAGCCUCAUUAGCUGCUAGCUCUUCAGCAUCCUCCGACAGAAACCUCAGAGGCUUGAACAGGGCAGCAACCUGAAGCCAGCUGCUUUUGGCAGCUUCCUUUCCGGUCAGGCCUAACCUCUGUGCAGCUCUUAGUGCACCACUGACUACCAAGGGUGCAGAGCAGAGCACAGGAUGGAGCUUGGACGACCAGGGGCUGCAGCUACCGCCUUCCGUCAACGCUGGCCAGCCUGGAUGCUGCUGUGGGUCUCAACCCUGAGCUGUUCUUUCUCCUUGCCAGCUUCUCUCCCUCCUUCUCUGGUACCCCGAGUCAGAAGCAGCUACACUCUGGGAAAGACAUUCCUCGGUCUUGAUAAAUGCAAUGCCUGCAUCGGGACAUCCAUUUGUAAGAAGUUCUUUAAAGAAGAAAUAAGGUUGGACAACUCACUGGUUUCCCACUUGGGACUGCCUUCUCAGGACUUGCUUUCUUAUGCUGCAAAUUACUCAGAUGACUCUAAAACCUGGCGCCCUGUGGAGAUUUCUCGACUGGUCAGCAAGUACCAAAGUGAGAUCUCUGACAAGAGGAUCUGUGCCUCUGCAUCAGGACCAAAGACCUGCAGCAUUGAGCGCAUCCUUCGGAAAACAGGAAGGUUCCAGAAAUGGCUUCAGGCCAAGCGCCUCACACCUGACCUGGUGCAGGGCCUGCCCAGUCCCUUCCUGCACUGCCCUUCACAAAGACUCUUGGACCGUGUGGUUCGACGAUAUGCUGAAGUAGUUGAUGCUGGCAGCAUCUUCAUGGACCACUUCACUGACCGUGACAAGCUGCGUCUCCUCUACACACUGGCUGUCAAUGCACACCCCAUCAUCCUGCAGAUCUUCCCUGGAGCAGAGGGCUGGCCGAUGCCCAAGUACCUGGGCUCCUGUGGUAGAUUCCUGGUCAGUACUAGUACCAGACCGCUGCAAGAAUUUUAUGAUGCCCCUCCAGAGCAAGCUGCUGACAUUGCCUACCAACUCCUUGGGGUCCUGGAAUCCCUGAGGAGCAAUGAUUUGAACUAUUUCUUCUACUUCACCCAUGUUGAUGCAGGCAUGUUUGGCAUCUUUGACAAUGGGCAUCUGUUCAUCCGGGAUGCCAGUGCGCUAGGCAUCAUCGACAAGCAGGAAGCCAGCCAAGCAGCUGACAGGACUGGAGAGAAUGAAGACAUUUUUAGCUGCCUGGUUUCUGGAUGCCAGGUCCAGAUGUCUUCCUGUGACACUGUCCCUGAGAAGCAAAACCUUGUGCUGGUGUGUCAGCAGCUGCUGCCUCAACUUCUCCGGGGAAAGUUUCCCUCCCCUGUGCAACAGGAGAUAGACUCUGCUCUCAGCUUAUGUAGCAAGGAUGCCAGCACAAACCUAGAAGUUUUUGGGGCCACCAGUCUGCUCAAGAAUAUCUUGAGAUCUCUGAGAACCUGUGAUCCUAGAUUUGCCUACCGCUACCCAGACUGCAAAUAUAAUGACAGAUUCUGAGUGGCUGAAGAGACCAUCUGCAAGCUCUUCCAUGUCCCCGGUUGAGUUACUGUCAAACUGUAAGAAGCAAUUCCAUUUUGAAUAUUUAAGUACAUUGAUUUCCUAAGAAACACAAAAAACUAGUAGGAGAAACUCUGACACUGCAUCACUGAUGUCACUGUGGCAGAGUCAGAAGGUUGGCAUAGGAAAACCAGGUGUGAACACUCAAUAUCUUUGAACCUCCAUUUUCUGUAUAUUUUACCAGACUUUUGCAAGUUUAAAGAAAACAGAGAUAUAAGGGGCCGACAAAUACCGUUGUGACCUACAAAGCAUGUUCCAUAAGCAUACACAGAUUGGGCAAGUGAGAAAAUCCCAUGUGUUGGUAGCCUGGUGGAGAUAAAAGGCCAGGUGAAGGCAGGGCUUUGGGCCAUUGGAACUCAAGCCCCCUAUUCCUACUCUCCUGCAUCUGUGAGAAGAGACUAUAAACCAGAAGGAUGUUCUCACCUGCUCCUAGCUCCUGAACGCUCUGGGCACCUGGGUCUCCUUAUGCAUGUGCAGAAGUCACCUCAGGACAUGGAAAAGAGCCAAGGGUAAAAAGAGAAGGGGGACAACUGGGGCUAAUGUUUUUGUUUAAGUCCUCUAAAAGCAAGGGUCAAAGCCCAAUUAUCUGAGGUUUUUAGAGGAUAUGCAUACAGGGAAAGCAGAAAAGGGGAAACUGGCAAAGACUGAAAGGCCAACUCAUGAAGGUAGGCAAUGCAGGAAAAACAGUCUGAGCUUCUACAGGACCAAGACAGAGACAUACACCAAAGGAGCCCUACAUCUCCCAUGAAUAGAUCCAUUUUAUUAUCCAGCUGUGUUCAGAGCUAGCCAGAUUAAGCUGUGGCAAAUGUGACUGCAGCUUAGUUGCAAAAACAGAUUUCAGAACACAGCAGCCUAUGGGCAAUAAACAGAUUCCAUUGUUCAUUGUAGCUGCAGCCUGAGAUCAAGGUCUGGUCUCUCUGCACAACCCGAGGAGUCCUAGAACUCUCAUCCAAAUGUGGCCUUACAAGUCAUUAUAAAAACAUUUGUUUUCAAGGUCAACCAAUGGGAUACAUUUUACUCAACAACUAUUUUGUCGUACCUUUAAAGUACUCAACUACGUGGCUUAUGGGCCUCUGCGCAUAAUGUUGUCUGCCCUCCAUAACAAUCAUAAAGGUCUCUUAGACCUUUACCUAGCCUUCCUAUGAGGCCUCUACUUGUGGGGAUUGUUUGGUCUACCUCCUUUCUCUACCUCUAAAUCAGUACCUUGGCAGUCAGAAUACCUGACUAAACAAACCUCACUGCAUACACAGAAAAACAGGCCCAGGGAGGCUGAGAUUUGAUGGAACACUGCUGAAACCCUCCCUACCAGUCCAUUCCCCAGUUCCCUUCCUCAUCAGUCUCAGACUCUCAUUUCGGACUAUUCAAUUCUAUUUUCAUUCACAUUUAAAGUUGAAUCCCAAGGAUCCUAUCUUGUGAUAUACCUGGUGGUCUUUCAAAGUUUCCUUUUGACAACAGUCUCAGAUAUUGUCCCAUGGCAACCACAGCAUUGAGAAUAACAGACCAAACUGAUGCCACACCUGAGAAGCCAGUCCUCUGGCUAGCUGCAGAGAAUGAACAUUUCAUACCUGCAUUAUCAUGAUUUCCUCUCCCCACUGACUUGCUUGCAGUAUGUGCUCCCAGGCAGCCUCCUGACCAAAGAACCCAGGGAAGGGGCUGCAGCCUCGACUAUCCAAAGAUGUACAUGGACAUAAGACCACCCCCACAACUCUCCAGUGCUCAUGCCAGCAUCAGCCUCUCUCAAUAGAACCAUUGCAUUUCCACUGAAGACUGUGAGUGACUUUGAUUUAGGGUCCACAGAGUUGAGAAAUGGAGCUCACAAUAAUCUUCCUCUUACCUCUCCACCACAUAUCUGUGGGGACGGCAAGAAGGAGGGAACAGAUCCUCUAGACCAAUGGUCUGGGACUCUGAAAAAUGGCCCUUCAAAAAUCAUGGAGCUAGAAAGGAAACACAGCCCUAAAUAGCUACUGAAUCAGAACAAAGAAAUCUUAUGUCUUCUUUGAUGGAGUCGCAGAAGUGAUCAAAGAAUAAAACUACCUGAAUAUCCGCAGGAGGUGAGUGGGAGACUUGUUUUUAGUAUGAACUAAAGCAAACACUGCGGGUUUGCGCAGCUGUGUAUAUUUGCAGUUCAGGCCAAAGGAAGACAGAUAACCGUUUAGGCAGGGUCUAACACUUUUGGUAAUGUCUACCCAUCUAGUGGCUUUUUGCCAGGUCAGGAAGUUAAGAAGUUCCUUUUUUCUUACAUUUUGAAGGGAAAGCAGACCUUUUCUUGCCAUCAUGACUGAAGAUUACAGACCCCCUCCUAGAUGCUAUCUCCAAGCCACAUCCUCCCUAUUCACUCCCUGCCAUCUGUUGAUUCUCUACCGGUCCCUACAUGUGAUAGACAUAGAACAGAGUCACCAGUCCUCCCUCCACAAGUGACACCUCUUCCUCCAGUGCAGGAAUGUAGGUAGCAAGCAGCACUGGCUGUCAGCCCUUUGGGCUCUGCCUUGGUCACUCUGUGGCUUCACUUGAUCGAUACCUAGUCACCGGGCUUGGGAUAAAAUGUGUUGCCUCAACCAAUUUGGGCCAAUUAACUACACCUUGUAUGGGUAAUUUUUAUCCCAAAACUCUACUUGCAUCAGACCAAGAUUUCUGCUGGGCCUGAAUCAUGGUUUAACUGACCCUGCUCCUCCUUUUCCUAUGAAUUCUUUUCACAGGUGUAAAUGAGUGGCCAAAAUGGUGGCUCCACAUUAUUCACAUCUUAAUCCCCAGAAGCUGUGACAGUUACCUAUAUGAGAAAGGACAUGUUUAAGGAUCAUGGGACUUUCCAGGAUUAUCUAGGUAGAUGCUAAAUGGAAGCCCAUGUGUCUUUGUAAAAUGGAGGCAGAGGGACCUUUGAGAGAGAAGAACCAGUGAUGUGAAGACUGACAGGAUGCAACUAUAAGCCAAAAAACUCCAGCAGUCACCAUGAAGUGGCAAGGGAGGAAUCCUUCUGCCAGAUCCUCCAGAGGAACUAUGGCUUUAAUAAUCCCCUAAUUUCUACCCAGUAAGCCCCAAGAAUUGUGAGAGAAUACAAUUCUACUGGGCAGCACCACCUCCUUCACAGUAAUUUGCUUUAGCACUCUAAAAUCUACUAAAUAUCAGCUUCCAAAGAGCUCUACUUGCAACAUUCACCCACAGUCUACUGUGGGCAAAUGGAAAGUAAUACUUGAGCUAAGAAUGUACUGCACUAGUAGAGCCUUUGCCUAGCAAGCAAGGGCCCUAGUUUCCAUCCCCAAUACAGCAAAAUCAUGGCCUGGCAUGGGGAAGUAUAGGAUCGAUCCUCAUCCAGAGCUGAGGGUUUCCUUCCUCCAAAGCUCUAGACAUCACUGAAGACCCUGCUCAGUCUUAUGUUUAUUCAGAGGCUUUCUUGAUAAUCCAGCCACCAGAAACCACUUUCUGAACUGUGUCCCUAAAGUUCUGGUCCACAUGUUUGUGCCUCUUUUAAGUUUGGUUUUAGGAAGAUCUGUGUCUUGCUUGCCAUCCAACUCAGAGCUUCCCAAGUCUGGCGGUGUUGUGAAAAACUUUGUGUUUACAAUAAAAAGGGAGGACUAGACACAAAGCAGAGGCUAGAAAAUGCUUCUUCAGCCCUUCCCUACUUUGUUCAUGUGCUUUCUUGGCUACCAAUCAGAGAGAGUCACUUCUCAGUAACCAAGAGACAAGUGAGUCAACAUGCAAGAGACUUCAACCAGAAUACAAUUGUUGUCAGCUAUAUUCUGCUGCCGGAGAUUUUGAGUGCAGGCAUUAUUUUGCCAGUUUAUAUUAGCUGUACCUUUUAGCCUGUAAGCUGGGCUAUAUGAUUUGUAGGAACCAAAGAAAAUGGAAACAUGAGAUGGAUCUAUUCAGAAACAGCUCCUAGUUGUAAACAAAGCUAAGCUGAGGCCCUCUACUGUGUAGGUUACAGGCUCACCAAGCAGGCAAGGACUGCAGAGACAGAUCCUCCUUACACUUGUCAUUAAGUGUUGCUACCAUUUAUUGUGGGUUUGUUUGCCUUCCACACAGAAAGGCAGCAGAUGUAGGACAAAGAUGAAAUAAAAUGUAUGCUUAAGGCCUAUGAGAUCAGACUCAGGAAUUGUAACAACAGCCCAGCCCACAAGCCUGACUGUAUAGGAGUAUGCUGGUUUCCGUGGUUUGGUAAGUAUGGCAAUUGUUGACCCUGCCAGUGUUCUUGCAACAUCUAAGCCUGGACAUUUUCUCUGAAAUUAAAAUAAAUACUGUUGUUUACCUUU
Molecule: messenger RNA, 5788 nt
Organism: Rattus norvegicus (Norway rat)
Lineage: Eukaryota; Metazoa; Chordata; Mammalia; Rodentia; Muridae
Source: RefSeq, a predicted model, not a curated record